AUGCUUGUAGGUAAUGGGCCUCAGCUUCUUCAACGACCGUACGAUCCGAAUAGAAAUGUCUCAAACAUUGCGCAGUCUACCGUGCCCUCCCGACCAUUUGCCCCUCCCGGACAUCAGCCGUAUCGUGGUCGAGGCAUGAGGAGUCCGUACGCCAAUACAUUGAACGCAAGCUUCCAACCGCGCCAGGUCUUAGAUCCCACUCUCCAGGUCAAAUACCUAGACAAUCUAGCUUCCCAGGAGAUACCGAAAGCAGAGAUGACGAAACAAGAGUUCGAAGAGAAGGAAGCAUUCAGGCAGCAACUGGAAGCGGUCUGUCACAAGGACUUCGCCGACAAGUACACUGGUGAUAUUGCUUCCAUCAAACUAGUCCCGUUUGGCAGUUUAGCAUCUGGAUUUGCCACUCCGGGGUCAGAUAUGGAUCUUGCUAUAGUUCCAGAGUGGAAAGACCGUUCGAAAUCGCUCGAAGCGGGCAUCGACCGGAACAUUCCGCGCUUGUUGGAACGCGCCAUUCUCGACGCGAAGAUGGGAGGGCGUCUGCUGACUAGGACACGCGUGCCUAUCAUAAAAGUAUGCCAGAAACCUACCGACGAGUUAUACAAUGCUCUCUUUGAAGAACGUCAUAAAUGGGACCAACUGCCGGAGGAAGAACAGUAUCCGCCAUCUGCUGCUUCUGGUGCCGCCUCCCAGAAUCCGACCCAGCCUCAUGGACAGGUGAAGUCUCCACAAGUCAACGACUCGCAAGAUUUCCCCACGCUCGCGGAGGCAAAGGCUGUCAAAGGCGCCGCGCGGACACCGACGAGCGUGAAAGUCGUUGAUCACGCUGAUAAUAGCAAGGCGGAAGUAGUGAAGUCACCAGCAACCGACAUCCCCAAAGAAAACAAUGGUCCUAAAGAAACUGGAGACACCGCUGAAGCCUCGAAAGACCGUCAUCCCCGCGCCCCCAGAAAGUGGCUGCGAGAGAAGAAACUUGGUCCACUCGACUUCCCAAAGCAGGGGGUUGGAAUCCAAUGCGACAUAAACUUCGAGAACCCGCUUGCAAUCCAUAACACAGAGCUACUACGUUGUUACUCACUUGCAGACCCACGCGUACGCCCCAUGGUCCUCUUCGUUAAAGCAUGGGCCAAGCGCCGCAAGAUUAACAGCGCCUACUCUGGCACCCUGUCCUCGUACGGAUGGGUACUCAUGGUCCUCCACUACCUCGUAAACAUGGCUUCCCCACCCGUCUGCCCAAACCUCCAAAUAAGCUGGCGCCCAACUACAGCCAAAGCCGAAGACAUACUAAACCUCCUCCACGAGACCACCGUCGGCGGCUACGCCGUGCGUUUCUGGCGUGACGAAACUACCAUCGCGCACCUCGCCAACACCGGCCAACUCACCCGCAACACGCAGUCCAUCGGCGAGCUCCUGCGUGGGUUCUUCCAGUACUACGCUUCCAUCCCGCAGCCCAACGCCUACGGCCAGAAGCAGUGGUGCUUUUUCUGGGCGACUGAAGUUCUCAGUCUCAGGACACCCGGUGGUAUACGCCAGAAGACUGAGAAGGGCUGGACGAAGGCGACGACCACGAUUUCGAAUGGGAAGGAGGUGAGGCAGCGUUAUUUGUUCUCCAUCGAGGAUCCGUUUGAGUUAGAUCACAAUGUCGCGCGCACGGUUACACAUGAUGGUAUUGUGGCUAUACGGGACGAGCUGAGGCGUGCGGGUCGGAUAUUGAAUGCUGUGGGGAGGGGACAAACACCCGAGGAUGGCUUGUUCGAUGAAGUGGUCGAGCAGGUGCCUCCAGUGACGCCGAACAAGACCGACGCCGAGCCUGAGACAGCGGCGCCUGUGGCAGGGGGAGCUGGUGCUGGUGAACCUGGCCUUGGGGUUGAGCCUAGUGCUGCGGUCGCUGCCGCAGACGUUCCUGCACCUGGAGCUGGAGCUGGAGCUGAUAAGCCGAACUAA
Molecule: messenger RNA, 1938 nt
Organism: Didymosphaeria variabile
Lineage: Eukaryota; Fungi; Ascomycota; Dothideomycetes; Pleosporales; Didymosphaeriaceae
Exons: 1
Coding region: 1-1938 (645 amino acids)
Biological process (GO): RNA 3'-end processing
Molecular function (GO): RNA uridylyltransferase activity
Source: RefSeq, a predicted model, not a curated record